AUCGUGGGAAGCAAGCAGGGGAGGGGGUUCAGACUUUAAGGAGUCUGGUUCUAGUCUAUUCCCAAUACUCAAUUUUUCUGCGUUUUUCCAACUCCACAACUACAAGAACCUCGAACCGACUUUACCAUUAUCGGGAUCGAAUCAAAACUGAACAGAUCUGUGAAACCGAAAAAUGGCGACAGAGCAAUCGGUGCUGGCGGUGAUUCGUGCGGCGAGACCAACCUUCCGAAACGCCCACGACAAGAUGGCCUUCGCCGUCCACGCGGCCUUCUCUGCCGCCGGCUACGUCCUCCACGACACCGGUCCGUCCGCCUUCUCCGACCACGCCCUUUCCUCCUCCUCGACCGAUGAAGUGGGGAUCGAUCAGUGGAACGAGUUCGAGGACAGCUACGCUUUCCUCUACUCGAGUCCUGACGGGGGUUCUAAGAAACUGUUGGUCAAGUGUGUGGCCUUGAACGACAAAUUACUCGUUGACGCUUUGAGUGACGGCGCUUCGUCAGAGCCUCUUCAUCUUGAAAUCAAUAUCGAGGACCAUGACAAAGAGAAUGGGGGCUCUAAUUACGGUUCGCAGUAUAAGAAUUUGGAAAAGCUGGUCAGCAGUAUAGAUGAAGAGAUUCUGUCUAAACUAAAUGGUGCUUCACGGCAGAUUUCAUCCACUGAACCUUCAAGUUCUCGGACAAGGGAUGUGAGAGUUACUGAACCCCGGCAUCCUCAACGGCCUUAUCCUACUGGAUAUGUAUAUCCUCCAGUUCCUCCCACUGUUGGUGGCAGUGAUCUCUUUCCCGGGCCUGGUGCUGGAAUGUAUCCUGGCAGAGGUGAUUUUACCCGUGGGGGCAUGUUUGUAGGACCUGACCAUCCUAUAUUUGGUGGGAUGAGAGGGCAACCUGGUUUACCUGGAGGACUACCGGGUCUUCCACCGGGUGCUCGUUUUGAUCCUUAUGGGCCACCUGGUGUUCCUGGAUUUGAGCCUAAUCGGUUUAUCAGAGACCCGAGGGGGCCGAGGGGUGGAUCACAUCCUGACCUGGAGCACCAUCCAGACGGUUCUGACUUCAUUUAGAGGUUCUGAAACUCACCUUAAUUUGUUUUAGCUAAAACUUAGUAAUGUUUACAUGUCUUGUUCAUAGGAUACAUGGAGCCCUUGUAAGCAAAGGUCUGUUUUCUCUUUUAGGCCGUGUGGAGCUUGAUGCAUGGUGAGCAUCUGUUCUAUUACAUAAGCAAAUACCCUUUUUAACGUUAAUUUCAUUUGAAAUCUUCUAUGUUUUUACUUGCACGGCCACUCUAAUGGUUUGUAAUGAAUAGAUGAUCAGUAGUUGAGUUUUCGGUUA
This is a messenger RNA of Diospyros lotus (date-plum), 1325 nucleotides long. RefSeq names its product probable proteasome inhibitor. Gene Ontology annotation, molecular function: endopeptidase inhibitor activity; proteasome binding. Gene Ontology annotation, biological process: proteasome-mediated ubiquitin-dependent protein catabolic process. Bases 173 to 1057 code for a protein of 294 amino acids. The transcript has 9 exons. Lineage: Eukaryota; Viridiplantae; Streptophyta; Magnoliopsida; Ericales; Ebenaceae. The record is from RefSeq and is a predicted model, not a curated record.